This is a messenger RNA of Rotaria sp. Silwood1, 213 nucleotides long. The record is from the annotation of a GenBank genome assembly. Lineage: Eukaryota; Metazoa; Rotifera; Eurotatoria; Philodinida; Philodinidae.
AUGUUCAUCAACACCGAAACUGAACCACCACCACCGCCAUCAGUAUCAUCACCAAUGAUUCGUCAAUUUUUACAUAUACCUACAUCUGAUGCUAGUUUAUUUGCUGCUCAUCAUGAAAAUUUUUCAUUUUCAUUAUUUGCACCAUUAUCAUCAAAUUCAACAAAUCCAGCAGAAAUUCCAUCAUCGAAUUUACUAGCAUCAUCACUUAUUUAA